Molecule: messenger RNA, 786 nt
Organism: Harpegnathos saltator (Jerdon's jumping ant)
Lineage: Eukaryota; Metazoa; Arthropoda; Insecta; Hymenoptera; Formicidae
Product: 40S ribosomal protein S18
Exons: 4
Coding region: 120-578 (152 amino acids)
Biological process (GO): translation
Cellular component (GO): cytosol; ribosome; small ribosomal subunit
Molecular function (GO): structural constituent of ribosome; RNA binding
Source: RefSeq, a predicted model, not a curated record
CCGCAAGAUAGCGGCAGCGUUUGAUCAACGCAGCGGCGCGGUGAUUUUCUGAUUGCAACGUAGGUGAUAGGUAGUGUUUUUUUCUUUUUGCUUGAGUAGCCGUUAGUUAAUGUAGAACAAUGUCUCUCGUCAUUCCUGAGAAGUUCCAGCACAUUCUUCGUGUCAUGGGCACGAACAUUGACGGUAAUAGAAAAGUCAUGUUUGCUAUGACCGCAAUUAAGGGUGUUGGUCGACGUUACGCCAACAUUGUCUUGAAGAAAGCAGAUAUUGAUCUGGAUAAACGAGCUGGAGAAUGCUCGGAAGAAGAGGUUGAGAAGAUUGUGACAAUAAUGGCUAAUCCCAGGCAGUAUAAAAUUCCCGACUGGUUCUUGAACAGACAGAAAGACAUUGUCGAUGGAAAAUAUUCGCAGCUCACGAGUGCCAAUCUGGACUCCAAACUGCGUGAAGAUCUGGAGAGGAUGAAGAAGAUCCGUGCUCACAGAGGCUUGCGUCACUACUGGGGUCUCCGCGUACGUGGGCAACACACAAAGACCACUGGUCGUCGCGGACGCACGGUCGGUGUGUCGAAGAAAAAAUAAUUUUGUAUAUUGUAUAAGUAACAUUAUACAUUAAUUUAUACAUAUCUAUAUUAGAUGUGUGAAUUAAUUCGGUCCAUCUGGCGGUCAAUUGCUGUAUGUAAUUAUCGUGAUCGCGAAAUAACGUUAUAUGCAUGUAUAUACAUUACGAUGACAUUGAAAUAGAAGAAAAUCGAGAACGUUCAUUGCGAGCGAGAUCAUUGUGAGUAUA